AUGGUGGGACGAUUUUAUCAGAAGCCAGAAACGCCGCGCUUAGAGGAUGACGGCUCAAAUCUGCGAGGAAUGGCGGCAGUGCUGAGGCCGGUGCGAUUCAUCGAAGCCGAUUACUGGCUGGCCGUAGUGAAUGAAUUGCCUUCGUUCAGUGGGUGAAC
Soboliphyme baturini is the source of this 158-nucleotide messenger RNA. The record is from the annotation of a GenBank genome assembly. NCBI's taxonomy places the organism in Eukaryota, Metazoa, Nematoda, Enoplea, Dioctophymatida, Soboliphymatidae.